Molecule: messenger RNA, 2115 nt
Organism: Gossypium arboreum
Lineage: Eukaryota; Viridiplantae; Streptophyta; Magnoliopsida; Malvales; Malvaceae
Product: zinc finger BED domain-containing protein RICESLEEPER 2-like
Exons: 2
Coding region: 1-2115 (704 amino acids)
Molecular function (GO): DNA binding; protein dimerization activity
Source: RefSeq, a predicted model, not a curated record
AUGUCCGUCGAACCAACAUUUAUUGAGGGUAGUGUUACACCUCCUACUUCGAUAGAUUCUGAAAAUUCGGGAAUUGGAGCUCCAAGCCAAGCAAAUGUGACUACUGGGAAAAGAAAAGCCACUCCUCAAAGGUCAGAAGUUUGGUCUCACUUCACUAAGAUUAUUAAUAGUGAGGGUGUAAGUAAGGCUAAAUGUAAUUAUUGUCAAAAGGAAUUUUGUUGUGAUGUGAAAAGAAAUAGUACAGGGUCAUUGAAAUAUCAUAUUGGUGCAUGUAAGAAAAAUCCUAGCAAUGUUGUUGACACUAGUCAAGGACAACUAGUUUUACCUAGAAAGGGAGUUGAAGGGGGGGAAGGGCAUCUUUCAACUCGGAGAUUUGAUCAAGAAGCAUGUAGGAAAGGAUUAGCACAAAUGAUUGUGAUUGAUGAAUUACCUUUCAAGUUUGUUGAAAGUGAAGGCUUUAAGAAAUUUAUGUUUGUGGCAUGUCCUAGGUUUCAUAUUCCUUCACGAACUACUAUGACUAGGGAUGUUUAUCAACUGUAUUUAGAUGAAAGGGUCAAGAUAAAACAACUUUUGAAACGUUCUUGUUCUAGAGUUUGCUUAACUACUGACACAUGGACUUCUUUGCAAAGAGUUAAUUAUUUGUGUAUCACUGCUCAUUUUAUUGAUAAUGAUUGGAAAUUGAAUAAAAAGAUUUUAAACUUUUGUCCAAUUUCUAGUCAUAAGGGUGAGUCCAUCGGGAUGGUGAUUAAGAAAUGCUUGUUGAAUUGGGGGAUUGAUAAGUUGUUUACUAUUACUGUUGAUAAUGCAAGUUCAAAUGAUGUUGCUAUUGGUUAUUUGAGAAAGAAAUUUAACCCUCGAGGGGGUUUAGUUCAAAAUGGUAAAUAUCUUCAUAUGAGAUGUAUGGCACACAUUGUGAAUUUGAUUGUUGUUGAAGGCUUAAAAGAAAUGAAUAAAUCUGUUGAACAUGUUAAGGGGGCUAUUAGAUAUGUAAGACAAUCUCCAGCUAGAUUACAAAAGUUUAAGGAGUGUGUUGUGGUGGAAAAGAUAGAGUGCAAGAAGAUGUUGUGUCUUGAUGUUUGUACUACGUGGAACUCGACCUACUUAAUGUUAGACACUGCUCAGAACUUUGAGAGAGAUUUUGAGAGAUUUGAGGAGCAAGAUACAAACUUUAGGGCUGAACUUGAAAGGGGAGAGGGUUGGCCUAGUGUGGAUGAUUGGGCUAAUGUUAGAGACUUGAGGGAUUUCUUGGAACACUUUUAUGAAGUCACUUUGCGUAUAUCUGGCACUUCAUAUGUCACAUCCAAUAAUUUUUUUGAUGAGCUUUCUGAAAUAGAUAUUCUUUUACGAGAUGCUCAGUUAAAUAGUAAUGUUGAUUUCAAUGUUAUGGCCAUCAAGAUGAAAAAGAAAUAUGAUAGAUAUUGGGGUGAUAUUGAUAAGAUGAAUUUGCUUAUGUUUGUUGCUUGUGUUUUAGAUCCUAGACAAAAACUAAAGUAUCUUGAAUUUGCACUUAGUGAAAUGUCUAGUUCUGAAAAAGCUUCUGAAAUGAUGCAAAAGUUGAAGGAAUCUUUGUAUGAAUUGUUUGAUGAGUACAAGCCUUCACUUCAUAGUACUUGUAGCCAAUCGAGUGUGCCAACACAUGUUUCUCUCGGCGAACCACAACAAAAAAUGAAAAGGCGAAUGCAAGCUUUGAAUAAAAAGCGUAAGUUGGAAAUUUGUGGUGAGGAUAAAACCUCUGAGUUGGAUAAAUAUCUAGCUGGGGCUAAUGAGGAAUUUGUUCAAGAUUUUGAUAUUUUAUUGUGGUGGAAAGUGAAUAGCCCUAGAUUUCCCACUCUUUCAAAAAUGGCCAGAGAUGUGUUAGCUAUACCGGUUUUUACGGUUGCUUCAGAGUCUGCAUUUAGCACCGGGGGAAGUGUGCUUGAUCAAUAUAGGAGUUCUUUAACUCCUAAAAUUGUACAAGCUCUUGUGUGUACUCAAGAUUGGAUUCAAAAAUCAUCAUCACAAGAAGACAUCAAAGCGAUUGAAGAACAAAUCCAAGAGCUUGACAAGAUUGAAAAUGGUUUAAUGCAAAUGGAGAUCUUUUGGAGAGAAGAAAUGGAUGCAAAUGGAAAAUAUUAA